AUGGGAAUCCCAUCAAAUGAUGAGAACCUCAGUCCAAAAACUCUAUCUUCGAGUCCAUCAAAUUGUAUGGUGGUAAAGGCCGGCAUAAUUCCAGCCUCACUUUCCUCGUUCCCUGGUAUGGAACAUGAUCGUUCGGGUUUCAAUGGACUGUCGCAGGAAACACCUCCCAACGGAAUCUCGCAGUACAUUGAAGACCCCCUUACGUUUGAUGAUGAGCGAGAAGUAGAAGCUGUUGCGGAUGCGUCGGAACCUCAUACAAAGCCAUUACCUGUCACUGUGCCGCCCACGAAUACAACUCCAGAAUCUAUUCCACCAGUGAAAACAUCAAAUCCUGCACCGAAUGAGGUUUCUUCCAAUCAAACGCUCCCUCCACUUCAUAUUAAUGUGAACGAUUGUUCAAAAGCAGACUCGAACAACACAAACUCACAAGAUCCUGAGUCGUCUAGCAAUGGUUCGAAUAAUGAAAAGAAGACAUUCCAACAUCCUUCUAUUCGAAUUCCUCAACGACCGAACACUUCUUCCAAUCCGGCUCAAGUAAUCAUGGGUCCUCCGAGCAGUACGAAUACCCAAGUACUUCUCAGUCCUGCAGGAAAUUUGCAAAACGGUUUUCCACGCAAAUCGUCUAGCGACUACUCACCCGGAUUCGGUCGCUCAAUGCACAAAGGAAAUAAGACAACUCAUCCGCUGGCUGCUCAAAGGAGUACUUCAUCAUCUGUUCGCUCACCUAACAUUUCGGUUGGAGGACAGUCCAGUAGACCGCCUAGUGCAAUGGCAUCACCCAGCGGAGGACGGAAAGAACACGAACUGGUCAGACGACGAGCGCUGGUAGACCGGAUAACAAAAUCUCGAGGGCCUGAUUAUGUACAUUUAUUGCCACAAACCGAAGGUCUAUCACAUACACAGACUUCAAUUUUGUUGAGGAAGCACCGAGGAACUUUGGCGAAUGAAGGAAUGCCGUGUGCUAUGCAAAACAUGCUAGAGUGUAGUCCUGAAUCAGACAGAUCCGAACAUUUGAUGAAGGAAAAAAUUAAAGACGCUAAUUUGAAGAGAUCACGACACGUCAAUACUGAUGAACUCACUGACGUCAGUGAUCUUGAAGACGAUUUGGAAGAAGAUUUAGGUCCGGAUUCACGCGAGAGAAAAAGUGUGAACAGUGCUCCUCGAUGGAUCCCUAAACGGAUGAGAUAUGCCGGAAUGUUAGCGAGAACGGAAACUUUGCUCGAAGAAAAAACUGCGCUGUUAGGAAUGCUAGAAUCUCAACAAACCGUAAUGAACAGUUCUUCUGGCGUGCGAUUUGUUGGAGAGGAGAUGAUACCCCGCCGUAGGAGACAACUAAAUGGAAUGUAUUUUCUCUACGAUAAAUCUACGCUACGAAGAGCAACUCCUCAUAAAUUCGGAUGUGCAAGAGCAAUGCCAAUUCAGUCUUGGACAAAGAGAGAACUACAUGAAGAUGUUUUUUGUGAGUCAACGAUUCAAAAAACGCAGAAUGCAGGAUCAGUCGUAAAGUCUUCUAUGUCGCCCAACGAUAAAUGGGUAGCUAUUGCACCGCAUAGCUCGAUUCCUCAUCUAACAAAUGGAGAAACUCGAGAGAUCACUGAGUACGAUUAUGAAGAAUACAAGGCUGGUGAAGGGAUGAAGCGAGUGAAUGAGCUAUCCUCUCUUGAUCCGAUGGAAUUCAUUCUUUCUUCUGAUUUUAACACUAUCGAGGAUCGUCAAAUGGCAUACAUGCAUCGGCUUUCAACAGCGCCUUCGAAUGCAAUUCGCAAAAAACACGGCAAGUCGAUUCAUUUCGAGAGGGACUAUCGAAAGACGGCGGAACAGUAUACGACAGUAAAGAAAAGUACGGAUAAAAAGAAGGAACGAAAGUCGAUAGGAGAGGCGAGUGAUGAUGAAGAACAGGAAGAAGUUGAACCGAAGGCGGAAACGAAGAAAAGAUCUCGUGGAAGGCCGGCAGCAUCAAGAAGAAGACAUGGAAGAGCGAAUGCGAGGGAUCUAGGAAUUUAUGUAGAUUACCUAUUCGACGAGUUGCACGAAGAUAUAUGCGUUAAGCAGCUGCCGAACAAAGUUGCAUAUGCCAACAUUGCUGUCCCUGUAUGGUACAAAAUACCGGAUGAUUAUUGGGAAGACGUUCCGAGCUCAAGUUCGGCUCCUGAUGAUUUGUUCCUCACAAACGCUAAACAACAUCACAAGCUGAUGCACGCUGAGCGACAAAGGAUUAUUCAAGAGACGACGGAUAAGAAGACUCGAAACCGUCAGAACAAAUCAGCCGCCGCCACACCAGCUCAUAAUCCAUUCAAUGAAGAUUUGGAAAUGGAUGGUUUUCCUCCAUUCGAUAUGGCCGCGUUCGAGAGUAAUGCUACCUCGUCGCGCCUCUACGCAUCCGUUGAAAAACCGUACGAACAACGGGAUUUCCUCAACAACCACAGCUCCCAGUCAUCUAAAUAG
Messenger RNA from Caenorhabditis briggsae, 2445 nucleotides. NCBI's taxonomy places the organism in Eukaryota, Metazoa, Nematoda, Chromadorea, Rhabditida, Rhabditidae. Bases 1 to 2445 code for a protein of 814 amino acids. The transcript is spliced from 10 exons. The record is from RefSeq and is a predicted model, not a curated record.